Dendronephthya gigantea is the source of this 1585-nucleotide messenger RNA. RefSeq lists its product as uncharacterized. The record is from RefSeq and is a predicted model, not a curated record. Lineage: Eukaryota; Metazoa; Cnidaria; Anthozoa; Malacalcyonacea; Nephtheidae. Gene Ontology annotation, molecular function: ubiquitin-protein transferase activity. The coding region runs from base 7 to 1299 and encodes 430 amino acids. The transcript has 6 exons.
CCAAAAAUGCGCAAAGAAUUGAUUGAAAAAGUUUAUAAUGCUUCAAAUGGUGAUUUGGAUCAAACAGCAUCACAACUUGUUGGCUUAACAGAAGAUGAAACAGCAAUAGACAAUGACACUGAUGAAGACAAUGACACUGAGCUUUCCAUUCUGAGUUCAAUUAACCCCUUAGAAGACGUUUCUGGUGAUCCAUUAGAGGUGUAUUUGUCGGGAAUUGUUAAAGAAGGCAGACAACAAGUGAUAACAGUUUCUCGAAAAUCUACCUCCCUCCUUGCUGAUCAAAUUAGGUUACACAAACAGGGAUUGGAGAUCAAAUUCAAGCCAAAUGUAGAAUUUAUAGAUGAAGAUGCUGUUGAUGCAUCAGGACCAACAAAGGAGUUCUUUCAUCUAAUGAUGCAGACACUUGUUAGUGGUGACAGAAGCAUCAGCCUUUUUGAAGGAAAACCUCAUCACCUCUUGCCUCUACACUCUAUUGAAGCCAUAGAAUCUAAUCUGUUUUACUAUGCUGGAAGAAUGAUUGGUCAUUCUUCUUUGCAUAAGGGUUUCCCAUUUGUAGGCAUGACACCAGCUGCUGUGACCUACAUCUUGUCAGCAUCAGUCGAUGAAGCAAUCCCACAGAUAACAUUGGAUGAUGUUCCUGAUAUAUUUAUGAAGGAUAUUAUAUAUAAGAUGGUGAGUGCCACAAAAGAAGAACUAGAAGUGUUGAAUAUGACUGAUGAGGUGAUGAGCAUUCUUCUCACAAGUGGCUUUGUCAAUAAACUAUUGACAUGUGAGAAUAAAGAGAAGGCCAUACAGGAUGUGCUUAUAUACAAUGUACUCCGUAUGCAGAUUACUGAAUUGGAUGAAAUCCGUAGAGGUUUAGAGUCGGUUGGUUUGGCAUCAUUUCUCAAACACAACCCAUCCUUUGUAUGCAAAACAUUUGCCUACAGAAGAGACAUCACAAUCUGUGGAGAAGACUUACUGAAGAAAAUAAAAGUCUACUCUGCUGAUCUAAGUGAUGAUGAAAAUAUGUCUCUCUGUUGGUUCAAACAAUUGAUCAAUGAAUUACCUGUGGAAGCACAAACAGAAAAUCCUUAUGUGGCAACAUUAGAGAAAUUGACGCAGUUCGUUUAUGGCGAUCCACUACCCCCUUCCAAAGCAAUGAUUGUUAAAUUUACAAAAAAGGAAAAGAUGCUGCCUGAUGUUGACUCAUGUACAGCAACCAUUCAACUUCCAAUUGUUCAUCGCACAUUUGACGAGUUCAAAAAAGUAUUCAAUUCAACACUUUCUGUCCAAGCAACAGGGUAUGGCAGAUUAUAGAAUACAUUGAUUAACUGCUCUGGUUUCACAUAUUAUAAACUAUGUUUGUGGUUGAGGUUUUGAAUAGUUAAAAUUAUGUUACAUUAUAAACAAUGUUUUAUGCUUGAGGUUUUGAAUAGUCUGUAAAAUUAUGUUACAUUGUCUCUUCACUAGCGGCUGAACUCACAACUUGUUUUCUCUCCAAAAAGUCAUCAUAUAUCAGUUGGUAGUUAAUCAGUAACUUAAAAAAUAGUAAUUGCCAGGGGUCGGUUGUAUCAAGCCCGUUUAACUUAAAGGUGGUUAAGUU